Molecule: messenger RNA, 1167 nt
Organism: Oryza brachyantha (malo sina)
Lineage: Eukaryota; Viridiplantae; Streptophyta; Magnoliopsida; Poales; Poaceae
Exons: 5
Coding region: 1-837 (278 amino acids)
Source: RefSeq, a predicted model, not a curated record
AUGUGGAGUGCUGCGUUGGGAGUAGGCCCGACUCUGAAGAGUGGCGGUGGGUGCGACGGCCUAGGGCCCACGAGCCUGCCCCCUGGAUAUGUUCGUGAUUGGAGGCAAGAACAGGGAAGAAGAACCGACGCCGACUCGACUCGCGUGUGCGUGCCUGUGUGCGCGUCAUCUCGUUCAUCACGGCACCGGCGCAUCGCCGACUGUCCUCUCCUCUCCGGCCACUUCUGCAGUCCAGCCAACGCCGACCAACAGCGGUCAGCGGUGGAUACAGGCUGCAGCAGGAAGACAAGAGCCUGCCAUUCUAAUUCUGCCAUAGGAGGUGCACCCUCGCAACGUGCAGCACCAAACUCAAAUAGUGGUGUUUCCAACGGCAAUCACGAGGGCGUGGAUGUCAAUGAAGAUGAUAUGGCAGUAGAACAAGAAUCUGAUCAAAGGUUGAAUACAGAAGUUGAUAUCAAUGAGAAUGUUGCAGUGGAAGAAAAUUUACAACAUUCAUCUGAAAAUAUAGAUGGUUCUACUAAAAGGUGGAAGAUUUUGCUUGACAAUAUUCCAAAAUAUACUGUCAAAUCUUUGUCUAACACCCGUUGGGCGAGUAGAAUAAAAAGUGUGCAAGCUAUUAGGUGCCAAGCCCCUCAAGUAAGGUCAGCGUUGAAGGAACUAGAAAAGUCUACUGCUGACGACAAGGACUCAAGAAAGUCAGUGAUGCUUAAUCUUUGCUCAAAAAAUCUCAAGUCUUUGGAUGAUACCAAUUUACGGAAGUGUUGCACUACUUUCCUAGAAGCCUUUCUCAUGGUGACUCAUCUGAUGUUGAUUUCCGUGAUUUUUACUCCAAACUGAAAGUGAUGCAAUUAACUUUGCCAAAUGAUAUAAUGUCAACCUCUGAGAUUCUUAUGUUCAUUGUGGCCGUAGAUUGCUAUCCAAAUGCAUCUAUUGCCUAUCGAAUCCUUUAACUACUCAGGUCACUGUAGCAUCAACAGAGAGGAGUUUUUCAAAAUUGAAAUUACCGAAGAACUAUUUGAGAUCAAUUAUGUCACAUGAAAGGUUGAAUGGCUUGGCUAUGUGCAGUAUUGAGAAGAAUAUCUUGGAUAAUAUUGAUCUCCAAAGUAUCAUUGAUGAUUUUGCUUCAAGAAAUGCUCGUAGAAGUUCAUUUUUAUAAAGGCAAUAGAU